Molecule: messenger RNA, 1214 nt
Organism: Scheffersomyces amazonensis
Lineage: Eukaryota; Fungi; Ascomycota; Pichiomycetes; Serinales; Debaryomycetaceae
Product: mitochondrial 37S ribosomal protein uS17m
Exons: 1
Coding region: 124-855 (243 amino acids)
Biological process (GO): translation
Cellular component (GO): ribosome; mitochondrion
Molecular function (GO): structural constituent of ribosome
Source: RefSeq, a predicted model, not a curated record
GUCCCAUGUUCAAAACAUUUCAAGAUUUUUCAGUUGGUGGAGUGAAAAAAAAAUUUAACUGAAGAAUCAAAAGUACUAAGACAAGCCCUUUGAUUAAUAAAUUCACUAUAAGAAAGUAAGAAGAUGGCUAAACAAAACUUUGUGGGUCUUGUGGUGUCACAAGGGAAGAUGUCCAAGACCGUAAAAGUAAGGGUUCAAAGAAAAGUGUAUGACUCUAGAAUCCAUAAGGAACUUAUUAAGAGAAAAGAUUAUUUAGUUCAUGAUGAAGGUGAAAUCUGUAAAGAAGGUGAUAUAGUUAGAAUAGAGUCUAUUCCUAAAAUUUCUAGCAGAAAAGCUUUUGCUAUUGCUGAAAUCAAAGUGAAUAAAGGUCAACAAUUUGCUUUAUAUGAAGAAUUAGCUAAGAAGAGAGUAAUUGAAAUUGAACAACAAAAAGGAGUUGAAACUGAACAAAAUAAAUCUAAUUUAUUAGAAACUAUUAGUCGAAUAGAAGCAUUAAGAAAAUUAGAUGAUGUUGCUAUUGCUUAUCAAGCUUCAAAUGUUUCAGAAACUGAAAGAGAAAAAUUAUUAAAGGAAAUAAAUGAUAUUAAAGACAAAUAUAAGAUUAAAUCAUGGCCUUCAACACAAGAAAUAUUACCACUUGAUAUAAAUAAAGAAGAAAUUCAACUUAAUGAAAUUGAACAUAGAAGAAAGUUCAUGACAUAUAUUCUUGAUAAAUUUUAUGAACCUGAAAUGAGUCAAAAGCGUGAAGAAAUAUUAUCACAAUUGUCCACCAAACCAUUAAAGAAGAACAUUGCAAAGAAUUUAUUGAGAAAGUACGUUUUAAAGCCAGAAAAUGAAAUCCCCUUCCCAUAUUAAAAAAUAGUCUUUACUGAUGAUCUCCUCUAGCAUACUCCAGCAUUACUUGUAAUUAUAUUGAGUUAUACGCUUAAAAUCAAACAGACGAACAACAUUUAUAUAUAGACACUAUCCUGUAUCUAUCCAAUCUGUAUAUAGAUAAAUUCCAUACCAAAUUUAGUAAUUUGAGUGGUUCUCAAGCCAUUAUCGCAUCUCUAAAAUCUGUCCUAGUAAUUCGCUAAUCGCAUCAUCCCUACUGUACUUAGAUUGGAUAUGUUAGAGUGUAGUAAGUCGAGAUCUUCACUUCGUUUUUAUUUGUCACAAGUAUGACAUGUGGUCAUAACGGGUCCUAUAAAUCCGUCAAAGCAAACGUGCAGAUU